Molecule: messenger RNA, 297 nt
Organism: Triticum turgidum subsp. durum (durum wheat)
Lineage: Eukaryota; Viridiplantae; Streptophyta; Magnoliopsida; Poales; Poaceae
Source: the annotation of a GenBank genome assembly
AUGGCGGAAGCCACGGGAGGCGGCGGCAGCAGCACGGAGGAGGGGCUGACGCUGCUGGGGUUCUGGACGAGCCCGUUCGCGCUGCGGGCGCGGUUCGCGCUGAACCUCAAGGGCGUCCCCUACGAGUACGUGGAGGAGGACCUGUUCGGCGAGCGGGGCAAGAGCCAGCUCCUGCUCGCCUCCAACCCGGCCCACGGCGGGAAGAUCGUGCCGGAGGCGGCGCCGCUGGUGGAGUACAACCUCAUGAAGCGGGCUCGCCGCGGCCUGCCGUAUCUGCCGCCGCACCAGACGCGGUAA